Messenger RNA from Paramecium sonneborni, 1086 nucleotides. Lineage: Eukaryota; Ciliophora; Oligohymenophorea; Peniculida; Parameciidae. The record is from the annotation of a GenBank genome assembly.
AUGAACAAAAUACUAAAUACUAUUGACAAAUUCGAUAUUUUUGGAGUUCCAAUAAAUCUUUUAACUAAGGCCAAGGCUUCCUUAUAUUAAAGUAAGCUUGGUGGAAUAGUUACACUUAUAAUUGGAAGCAUAAGUUUAACUUAUUUUUUACAUGUAAUGAUAUUAUGGAUUGAUCAUUAAAUACCUCCUAUUGUCAGUGUUAAAUAAUAAAGCAUAUCAUAUGCAGAAUUUUAAUUAUCGAACUCUAUUAUUGAAUUAGAAUUAUAAGAUUUUUUGGGUGAUAUCGAUCCAUUUAGAAAAGAAAAUAAUAUAAUCACUCCUAAUUUAUAUAGAAUUUUAAAUACAACUAUAGUUGAUAAACCAAUUCCAUUAUUUAGUAACAAAGACAAGCCAUUUAAAAUAUCUAUAAAUAAUGGAACUAUUGUUUUAAACCAUGAUUAUACAGGAAAUGAUGAUCGAUAGGAAAUGACAUAAUUAUUGCUUGUUUUAGAAAGUUGUUCUAAUUUAACUGCUGUACCUGGAAGUUAUUGCGCUGAUGAGAAUGUAAUAUAAUAGUAUUUAUCAAAAUUACAUGGGUUUUUAUUCUUAACUAUUAAAUUAAAUUAACUCAAAUAAUCAACAGGAUAAUUAGAAGAAAUUGAAAAAUAAUAUUAUACAGCUUUCGAUACAUCAAGACCUUUAUAUUCAUAAGUAAUGCUUAAAUAAUAAGAAUCAAUUAUUGAUGAUGGAAUAUUAUUUAAUAGUUAUGAAAAUUACUAUUUCUUAAACAAUUAUGAAUUAAUUCAUUAACAAGUUGAAUAUCUUUUCACUUCUUAGGUGGUUAGUUUAAUGUCAAAACAUAAUUAUUAAUUUAGAAGUUUUGGUUGUUAUUUAUUUAGAAUUGAUAACAUCUCUGUAUAAGAAAUCAUUACCUCGAUCAUUAAAAUAGUAAAGAAUCAAAUUGAUUAACUGUUAAGCCUGCUAAUUCUUUAGAUAUAGAAAAUGAUUAUGCCUUAUUGGAACUUUUAGAGAUGUUAUAAAAAUAACCUUGAAGUUGAUAUAUAAUUAUAUUUAAAUAUUGUUUAACAAAAUAAUUUUUAGAGUUGA